CAAGGGCUCAAGCUCCCUCUCCUUUAUGCUCCCCAGACCACCAUGAGGGGCGAGCAGCUGUCCACGCCAGCCUUGCUUCUGCUGCUCCUGCUCCUUCCCGGAGAUGCCUCGGCUACUGCAAAACCGCAGUACGCGGUGCUGAUGCCCUCCGUGAUCUACGCAGGAGCUGCUGAACAGGUCUGUGUCAACCUCCAGCGUCUGAAUGAGACGGUGACGCUCAGUGUAAGUCUGGAGGACAAUGCCCAGCACCAGAGCCUCCUGGCAGACCUGACGGUGGAGAAGGACGCCUUCCACUGCAGACCCUUCAUGAUCCCACAGUCACCAUCCUCCUUCUCAGCAUUCAUCACCGUGCAGGUAAAAGGGCCAACCCAGCUCUUUGUGAAGAGGAAGUCAAUGCACGUGGUCACAGCGGAGAAUCUAGUCUUUGUCCAGACAGACAAACCCCUGUAUAAACCAGCACAAACAGUGAAAUUCCGCAUUGUCUCCAUGGAUGUCAAUUUUCAUCCACUGGAUGAAACGUUCCCAGUUGUGUACAUUCAGAAUCCCUCGAGGAACCGAAUUUUUCAAUGGCAAAAUCUCAGGCUACAAGGAGGACUGAGCCAGCAAUCUUUCCCACUGUCAGUGGAGCCAUCUCUGGGCACCUACAAGGUUAUAGUGAUGAAAGAGUCAGGAAAAAAAAUAGAGCAUUCCUUUGAGGUGAAAGAAUAUGUUCUGCCCAAAUUUGAGGUGCAAGUAAAAGUACCCAAAACCAUUGCAUUUGUAGACGAGGAAUUCGAGGUAUCCGCCUGUGGCCUAUACACAUAUGGGAAGCCUGUGCCUGGCCUGGUAACAAUUAAUGUAUGCAGAAGAUAUGCAACGUUCCAUUCCACCUGCUAUGGUAGUCAUUCACAAAGUAUCUGUGAAGAAUUCAGCCAACAGGCAGACAAUAAAGGAUGCUUCACACAACUCAUAAAAACCAAAGUAUUUCAGCUGAGACAAAGAGGGUAUGACAUGACAAUACAAGUGGAAGCCAAGGUCAGAGAGGAGGGAACAGGGCUUGAAUUAACAGGUUAUGGAUCAAGUGAAAUCACAAAUGUCUUAAGUACACUGAAAUUUACUAAAGUAGAUUCACAUUACAGACGUGGAAUACCUUUCUUUGGGCAGGUUCUUCUUGUCGAUGCAAAGGAUCAGCCAAUGCCCAAUAAGAAUAUAACUGUGGAUGUGCAUGUAGCUGGGUACCAUGCCACCUUUACUACCAAUGAGCGUGGCUUGGCCGACAUCUCCAUUGACACUACCAACUUCACAUCCUCCUUCAUGACAGUUGUUGUCACUUACAGACAGACUACCUUCUGUUUCACUGCCUGGUGGCUCGAUGAACAUCACACACAAGCACAGCAUUCUGUCAACCACAUCUUUUCCCCAAGCAAGAGUUACGUCCACCUCGAACUUGUUCCUGGUACUUUGUCCUGUGGGCAAACUCAGGAGAUGCGGGCACACUACAUCUUGAAUGAAGAGAUCCUGAAGGGUGAAAAAGAGUUAGCCUUCUAUUCUGUGUUCAAAGCAAGAGGAAGCAUCGCCAGAUCGGGCAUCCACGUGCUGUUCUUUGGGCCAGGAAACAUGAACGGGGUCUUUCCCUUGUCCUUUCAAGUGGAAGCAGACAUCGCCCCCAGCGUUGAAUUGCUCAUAUACACGAUUUUGCCUAAUGGAGAAAUUGUUGCAGACACCCAAACGCUCGAAAUUGAAAACUGUUUUGCCAAUAAGGUAAAUUUGAGUUUCUCUUCAGCUCAGAGCCUGCCAGCCUCAGACACCCACCUGAAGGUCACGGCCACUCCGCUGUCCCUCUGCGCCCUCCGCGCAGUGGACCAGAGUGUGUUUCUGAUGAAGCCAGAAGAUGAACUCUCGGCUCAGUCAGUGUAUAACUUGCUACCAGCAAAGGCUCUCCCUAGCAUGGGUUAUGUAAACCCGACGGCUGAGGAUGAGGAAAGCUGCCUCAAUGCCGAUGAGAUCGUUCACAACGGGGUCGUUUACACGCCAAAGCAGGACAUGAGCGACGAUGAUGUUUUCAGCAUUUUUAAGUCUAUAGGAUUAAAUAUUUUUACCAACUCUAAAAUCCAUAAGCCACGUUUUUGUCAACUGCCUCAACCUUAUCCAGAAGUCCCUAUGGGCUAUGGAGCACCUAUGGCCUACGCAGUAGAAUCGUCUAUGGACUAUAGAAGAGUAGUCCCACAACCUAUGGCAGGAAUGCUUCACCCAAUGCCCAUGACAGCAGAGACUUCUGCCACGCAAGUGAGAGAGACCGUCCGCAAACAUUUCCCUGAGACGUGGAUCUGGGAUUUGGUGGCCCUUGACUCCUCGGGUGGCACUGAGCUGGCGGUCACCGUCCCCGACUCCAUCACGGAGUGGAAGGCCAGCGCGCUGUGCUUGUCCAGGGCCACGGGGUUCGGCCUGUCCCCCACCAUCUCUCUUCAGGCCUUCCAGCCCUUCUUCCUGGAGCUCACCCUGCCCUACUCUGUCGUGCGAGGAGAAGCCUUCACCCUCAAAGACACGGUGGUGGCUCUCCAGGCCCUCUCCAAGUACGGAGCAGCGACUUUCACAAAGAGCGAGAAAGAAGCUUUGGUCACCAUCAAGUCUCUAGGGGCCUUCUCUCAGAACUUCCACGUCAGUGCCAACAACCGCCUGCUGCUGCACCAAGUCCGCUUGCCCGACGUCCCGGGGGAUUAUGUAACCAUGGUGUCAGGGUCAGGUUGCGUGUACCUCCAGACCUCCCUAAGAUACAACAUCCUGGCAACGAAGGAGGGGAAAGCGCCGUUCACUCUGCACGUUGAUACUCUUCCCAAAACCUGUGAUGGAGAAGCUGCUCAGAAACAAUUCCAAAUCCACAUCAAUGUAAGUUACACUGGGGAACGACCCAGUUCCAACAUGGUCAUUGUUGAUGUGAAGAUGGUGUCAGGCUUUAUACCUGUGAAGCCAUCCGUGAAAAAGCUCCAAGCCCAGCCUGACAUCCAGAGGACUGAAGUGAGCACCAACCACGUUCUCAUUUACUUUGAAAAGCUAACUAAGGAAAUCCUGAGUUUCUCCUUCUUGGUGGAACAGGACAUCCUGGUGAAGAAUUUAAAGCCGGCUCCAGUAAAGGUCUAUGAUUAUUAUGAGAAAGAUGAAUUCGCUAUUGAAGAAUACAGAGCCCCUUGCAGUGCUGGAUCUAAUGAAGGAAAUGCUUGAAAAUGGAGACUUGUGAGUUUUAUUAGAUGGACUUCUCCAGAAAUGAAGAACAAAGACUGGUUAGAAGAGAGGAUUGCAAAAUAAGAAGGAUGAGGAGGAGGGAAGGGAAUCAUAAAUACAUAAAAUCUAUAUGUUGAAUAAAUUUGUGACAUUUAUAAUUCUAUUACAUUUUCUUUUGUACACUUAUUUUAUUUCCCUUCUGAAGUAACUUUUUUAAAUCUCCAUAGCACUUUAAUAAAAUCAGAUUUUUGUAA
Messenger RNA from Jaculus jaculus (lesser Egyptian jerboa), 3452 nucleotides. Its product is annotated as pregnancy zone protein-like. The coding region runs from base 43 to 3198 and encodes 1051 amino acids. Gene Ontology annotation, cellular component: extracellular region. NCBI's taxonomy places the organism in Eukaryota, Metazoa, Chordata, Mammalia, Rodentia, Dipodidae. Gene Ontology annotation, molecular function: endopeptidase inhibitor activity. The record is from RefSeq and is a predicted model, not a curated record. The transcript has 28 exons.